AUGUGGAGAGGCUUUGGGGCCAUGUGGAGCUUGGGGGCCUGGUGCAUGCUGGGGCGAGUUCUGAGCCAAAGUGUCCAAAGCUCUCCCGACAGGAGUUGCAUGUUGCAGUUCUCGGCAGCCCAUAAACAAAAACUCGAUGCAUCGGAGCUGGGCUGCUCUUCCAGCGCUGACUGGACAGAGCAGUUGCGCGUGACGGCGCUAAACUCCACGAGCAGCAGCUUUUACGGUACAUCGUCUUCCUCAGGAGCCGAAGGUAAUACCAGCCUCAUGGCAUGGUCACCGAAUUCGGGAACGGUCCCUGGUGAUGUACUCGUUUUCAAGCACUCAGCAUCUGCAGGAUGGGAGGUAGAGGCGAACCUCACGGAAGUGGCAAGGCAGAACGUAACCUUGCGGGCUUCAUGGGCGAAUGAGGCGGCCCUGAGCAGCGAGAAGAUCGUCGUGGCCUCGGAGAACGUGAAUAUGGAUUGCUCCACGCACACCUUCAAGUACGACGGGGCUUCCUGGGUUUUCUUGGGACAGCAAUCGUUUCCAGGCUUUCAGUGCUAUAACUCCGCCUUUACGGCUCUUGGGGGAGACUUACUGGUCCUUUCCGUUCACUAUGGGGCGACCAGGGUUUUCCAGACCUUCCGGCUGCAAGGAUCCUUGUGGUCCCUCGUGCCCACUGCUGAAAUACAGCUUGUCUCCAGCGAAAUUCCCUGGUUCGCGAGUGAUGGUAGGACUUUGGUCAUUCAAGCGGAAUCACGGGUGCGUGUCUACCGGUGGGCUGGGAACUCUUGGUCCAAUGUAGCAAGCUUCUCAGCACCAGCUCAAUCUGGUCAAGGUGUGGACGUGGACGGAGACUACAUCAUCGCCAGCUGGCGGAUCAGAUACAACAUUACAGACACCCCGCGGAUAGAGACGGCGAUCUACGAAGAGCAGGGUGGGCUGUGGUCAGAGGUCUUCCGGUUCGACAACGACUUCAGUGGACUUUCCCGACCGCGGCGGGUACUGGGGAUCUCCUCCUCUGGCAAGGCCAUCGUGGACUGUGCUUUUGCUGUGGGCUGCUCCGGUAUCACCAUCCUCGAGGCUCGAACCCAGUAA
Messenger RNA from Symbiodinium necroappetens, 1080 nucleotides. NCBI's taxonomy places the organism in Eukaryota, Dinophyceae, Suessiales, Symbiodiniaceae. The record is from the annotation of a GenBank genome assembly.